Messenger RNA from Dichomitus squalens LYAD-421 SS1, 1161 nucleotides. RefSeq lists its product as uncharacterized. Bases 135 to 1067 code for a protein of 310 amino acids. The record is from RefSeq and is a predicted model, not a curated record. NCBI's taxonomy places the organism in Eukaryota, Fungi, Basidiomycota, Agaricomycetes, Polyporales, Polyporaceae. The transcript is spliced from 5 exons.
GCGCUCAUGUCCAGAGUUCCGCUAGACUACAGGCGGCUGGCAUUAUCUCGUAAUGCAUCACCCUCUAUCUGUCUCUUAAGGCUCUCCCUGCGAAUGCACAUUGCCGUCCGCACUCGCUGACCGUCAGUGAUACCAUGCUGUCCAACGACCUAGCAGCUCUAAUAGGGUUUGCCUGCGAGUCUGCGCUGUGGGGAGCUAACGCCAUCCUCUUCGUUGUUUCCAUCAUAUUGUUGCGCCGUCGCGGGAAGAGAACAAACCUCAGUCUUCCUGUUGUAGCAGCACAUUGCGCGCUGUUCUCCGGCUGCACGGUUCACUUCGCCCUAGAGUUCAAUCACUUUUAUACAACCCUUAGGACGAUAGGCGUAGACGGCUAUGCUAACGAGACGCACGCCCUGGUUGGAGCAGACAUAUUCAUUUCCCUAUGCGACCUCAUCGGCGACUACAUUCUCAUCUACUGGUGCUGGAUGAUGUGGGGAAGAAACUAUUGGGUCGUGAUUCUGCCCUCCCUGACAGCCAUCGCGGGUUUCGCGUGUAUCAUGGAAGUUGUCCACCUCGUCGUGACCACCGAUCCGACGUCACCUGUGCCUCCCACGGACCUGGUCCCUCUCACGCUUGCGGGCUACUCGCUUCCACUCUGCACGAACGUCAUGGCCACCGGUCUCAUCAGCUUCAGGAUCUGGUCCAAGUCUAGGCGCACAUCGUCCCCCCAUAGGACUCCGAAAUCUGAACGGACGUUCGAGCACAAUGGGUUGGCCGUGAUCGUGGAGAGCGGACUGCUGUAUCUCAUCGCCCAGCUGACCUACGUCGUCCUGAUCGCCAUCCCUCAUCCGGCCGAGGGUAUCAUUGCUGUUAUGGCCGUGCAGAUAUACGGCAUUGCGCCUGCGCUCAUCAUUAUCCGCGUCUUACUUGGAGCCGCCGCGAAGCCCGCUUACGAGACCUCUGCGAUCCCGAUGGCCCUUGCAUCGGCACAGGUUACGAAGGAUACUACAAAGACACUGCGGGGAGAUGGAGAAUCCUCUGAGGUGGAUGUAUCAGAGUUGACGUCAAAUGCUGCGGACGCAGUAUAGCGGCUAUGUAUUAUGGUGCUUCUGGGUCAUCAGAUAACUAUCUCAUCUUUGCGUUACAAGGACCAGAAUACAGGCUGAGCUUCUAAUGCGGAAU